AUGGCCUUGAACCCUGAGGAUCCCUGUAAUGGGUUCCGACAUAGUAAUGUGUUAGUAUUCAUCAGCCAGCAAAUGUCCAGACACGUGAAAGGCCCAGAGUUCUACCUUAUUAACUAGUCCCUAUCCUGGAAGGAGGUGGAAGAUAAUCUCAGGGUCAUCUUAGAGGACAGCAAGAUGCCCAGUGAGGCUCAGGGAGCCUGUGCUUGGGGUAAUCUGGCCUUGGGCAUCCGCUUUGCUUGCAAGCAGGGCCUGUGCCUUGACCUGAAGCAGCUCACUCAUGAGGAGGAGAUGGAGCUCAAGGAGGUGGCCUUUCAGCUUCAGGUGGCCCAGGCCAAACAGGCAGAGGUGCAGAGAGAGUGUGACCUGCUGAGAGUGAAGUUCGUCCAGGCAGAGAUGAAGACUCUCACAGUUGCAGUAGGACCAGCUGUGACCAUACGACCAGCUACUGUCAGAGGCACAGGGACAGGGACACAAGGAGUGGGCCCAAAGGAAGAUCUGCCAGCAGGUGCUACAGGAGGAAAAGAAAGGAGAGAUGAGGAGGCAGGUAUGGUAGCAUCUGCCCUGGCAGGGGUAGUAGCUGCUCCUAAAGAGGCCACAGAGAAGCCCAGUAGAAGUUUUAUGCAGCCUCAUGGAACCAGGAAGUGGAAAAAAUUUCCCUUGGAAAGGCAAAAGGGGAGAAAUUUCAGACCCAAGGAAACAUUCAUGCAUUCUCCCUCCCAGUGUCUGAAUCUGAGAUCUGUAGUCUCCUCUGAAACCAUCACUGUAGAACUCCCUGCCUCGUUCACAUAUUCCUAUGAAAGCCCCUUCCCAGCCAUACCCACCACCUCCCAAGUACCAGCCAUGGACAGACCACCACAGUUGCCUUCCUACACCAUGGCGUCUGAUUUGAGUCAAGUGUCUGAUGUGGGACUCCACAGAGGAAAUCGUCAGAAACUACAUAAACACAAGAGAGCCCCAGCAUUUCGCAGACCUGGAGACUGGGAUUGCCCUUGGUGUAAAGCUGUGAAUUUUUCAAGGAGGGAAAACUGUUUCCACUGUGGAAACGGAAUCUGGCUGCAAAACCGUUAG
This is a messenger RNA of Nannospalax galili (Upper Galilee mountains blind mole rat), 1068 nucleotides long. RefSeq names its product testis expressed 13A (gene Tex13a). Lineage: Eukaryota; Metazoa; Chordata; Mammalia; Rodentia; Spalacidae. The record is from RefSeq and is a predicted model, not a curated record.